AUGCCACCACUGGCAUAUCCUACACCAGAGCCGACAGACUCACCCAGUUCUCGCGACGAGUCCCGCAAGCGAACGUUUGAAGACGACGCUGUCAUCGCUGCACCUCUCCAACCAAAACCAAAGAAGCAGAAGGUGUCUGUCCGGUGUGGGGACCUAUGCUAUCCGGUUUCUUACUACACUCGGCACCAACCUCGUCCUUUAGCCGGUUCAGAGCGUGAGGCUAUCAACGCCUUGGGCAUUGUCUGGAACUCACAGGACCGCUCCUCGCAUGAGUAUAAUAUAUGGAUGCUGGACAACUUCAGCAUAUACCGCGAAAGCACCGACUACCGACAUGCCCACGAACUUUGUCCUUUACACUACCUCAAGACCGAGAGCGGCGUGAACGAACUCCUGUUUGACGGAACUCUCAGCAUUGAUGGUGAAGCAGAGCGACAUGUCCAAGGUGUUCCAUUCGACUGUCUGGCCAUGGAGGGCUACGGAGAUGCAAGUGACACUGUUUCCGCCUGCAUACAAACAACCCUAGGCCGAAAGGCAAAAGUCUGGUAUCAGUUAGGGUCUCCUGCAAAGGAGUAUACUCGUUACCAUGAUCCUUUCCUUUGGGUCUCAAGAUUUACCAGGUAUGUGGUAGACUUUCUCGAGGAAUCCGAGCAACCUGUCACCUUGAGUCUGUUUCGACGAUCUUUCUGUCCCUACCUGGUGCACAGGCAUGGAACAUCUUCCGCUACCAAGCACUGGUUGGAGCAACACAAAUCACGCGACUUUGGUCAGGCGUUUUGCGCCAAUCUCGGUUUCAUCAUCAAGGAAUGCUACAGUCUGAACGAUCAACUUCUUGACCAGCCUGUGUUCGGAGAAACAGAUACCAAGCAGCUGAAAGCCAUUCCCAUGGAGAACAGCGCAUACGAUAAAACAGUUGUAACUCCAUUCGUGUUCGAUCUCUUCCGCAAGAUGCCUUUCCAUACCCAGAUGCAAGUCCUAUCCGACGUCAGCCUUGUUGCCUCGCGAAAGCAGAAAACGAGAAGAACUGAGUUGGGCCUCACGCCACUAAACUGUCGUCCAACCGCCACGCCAACAGCUCAACCCUCCCAAAGAGCAGUUCGGAAAGGGGACGUGGUUAGUAUCGCCGCGGACACGCAGAAUCAAUGGAGAUACUCAAUUGGCGUUGUGUGGUACGCAUACGUACAAGAUAUUCGAUCUUUGAGGUCAGGCGCGCAUAAAAUCGAUGUUCUAUGGCUAUACGAGCCGUCCGAUACUACGCUGGGCCACGGGUAUUAUCCGUACAAGAAUGAGUUGUUCAUGAGUGACAACUGCGCUUGUGGAAAGGAUUCUAUUGACGUUGGGCUUAUCCAGUCGAUUGUUCCAGUCAAGUGGUUUGUCACUAACCCGGAGGAGUUCCAAGAUUGCUUCUUUGUAAGACAAAAGUUCAGAACGGAGCCAACACUUGGAGCAUAUGACUUUGUGCAACUCCAAGAAUCAGACUUUAGUUGUGGAUGUAGCAACACCGAGACAGACAUGGACAAAGUCAGGCGAGAGUCUGCACCUGGAGACACAGUGCUGGUUUAUCGGCUCAUUACUGGCAAGGAGUCGUUGGAGCCUGCCAUCGUUCGUGGCUUCGAAGCCAAUACCGUUACUCUACAGGCCUUCCUCCGCUGUCAGCGUGAUCUAGGCGACAAGCAGGCAGCUCCUAAUCAGCUUAUUUUGACAGACAGCAUGUUCAAUCUUGAGCCAGAUUGCGUCACUCGUCGUUGCAGAGUUACUACCUUCGCCAGUUCCAAGGAUAUCAAAACACCUUACGAUCGCAAUGGAGCAGGCGACCUCUGGUAUGUCAUCAGCCCUUCGGCUCCCGUGUGGAAUUUCGUUAACCACGAGACCACUGCGGAGAGCAAACUUAAGGGCAUGGGGAUCUUUUGUGGAAGCGGAUCAUUUGAUAGAGGCCUUGAAGAAGGUGGAGGUAUCGAGUUCAGAUGGGGCGUCGACUGGGCUGAAAGGGCUCUCCACUCCUACAGAGCCAAUGCAGGAGAGCCAGAGAAGCUGAAUCUUUUCCUCGGUAGCGUCAACGACUAUCUCGGCAAAGCCAUACAGGGUACAAAUGACAGUCGUAUCGCCACUGUUGGGGAUGUCGAUCUCCUAGCAGCAGGGUCUCCGUGUCCAGGCUUCUCGGUCCUCCAGCGAGACCGAAACAGUGACCGAUCGCUACGGAAUUGCUCUCUUGUUGCCUCGGUGUGCUCAUAUGUCGAUUUCUACACACCGACGUACCUCGUACUAGAAAACGUCAUUGGUAUGGCAAGGAACCCUGGAAAUGCUAAAAGCCUGAAUGUUUUCUCGCAGGUUCUGUGCUGUCUUGUGAGCAUGGGAUAUCAAACGCAGCAGCUGCUCAUGGAUCCCGGCCAUUAUGGAUCCUGCCAGUCUCGACAACGCAUUUUCAUUCUUGCGACAGCACCAGGCCACCAGGCUCCAAGCCACCCACCUCAGACUCACACCUGCGAGGAACCAGAGACCUAUGCGAGGGCAAUCGGCUAUGCUUCUAAUGGGCUCCCCUUUGGAAAGCGUAAGUACGAUGUCUGUCCGUUCGUUUCUUUGAAUGCAAAGGAAGCGUUCAAGGAUCUUCCUGCCAUCGGCGAGAGCCAUGUGCAGACAUGUAUCGCAGCGCCAGACCAUCGCACUUGCAGGCAUGAAGAAUCUCAGAAGCGAGCACUGAUUCAGAUGGUGCCUCGAUGGCCAUACGGACAAGGCUUUGUCCAAGCUGUGGCCAAAGGCAAAAUGUCGCAGAACUUGAUAUCAAGUUACGCCUGGCAAAACAAGAACCGCGCUGGUCAGAACAGCAAAUCUUGGGCACGUAUCUACCCGAAUCGUCUGGUUGGUUGUCUCACCACCGACAUCAAACCCCAUGACUCGUUUCUUGGCCGUACUCUGCACUAUGACCAGCAUCGCACCAUUACUGUAAUGGAAGCUCGUCGGGUUCAGGGCCUGCCUGAUAACGAAGUCAUUUUAGGCACUCCGAGUCAGCAGUGGAUGCAAUUAGGUAAUGGAGUAGACCGCAAAGUUGCCUUUGCUCUCGGAUUGCAAAUUGCCAAUGCAUGCCGCAGUACUGUGGCUAUGGGAGGAGGAGACAGCACCAGUGAGGUGUUUCACACGCGCACAUCAGCAGGGCCCUCCAACAAUGUUCUCGUCUCUCAGGCCGUGGUCCAAGAGGUUCCAGUGAACCCGAGUCAACAAGGAAGGUGGAAGCGUGCAAUAGAGUAUAUCAUCAUAGACUGA
Aureobasidium uvarum is the source of this 3255-nucleotide messenger RNA. The record is from the annotation of a GenBank genome assembly. NCBI's taxonomy places the organism in Eukaryota, Fungi, Ascomycota, Dothideomycetes, Dothideales, Saccotheciaceae.